ACUUUCUCUCUAUCCGCAACAUUUGGGUUUGGUUGGAUUUUAUUUUCUUUUAUUUUUCUCGUUGAAUCAUUUCCCCCAAACGCGAUCCUCGUUUCAUAUGCGCUAUCGUCUCGCCGGGAAAUUCUUGCGCUCGAUUCACGUUACUAAGUUUGAAACAUUCCGAUUAAUCAGAACAUCAGGAGUCAGCAAUAAGAGGUGAGUUUCUGUUAUCCGAUUAUAGAAACUGUUUUUUGGGAGUAAGAUUCCAGGUUCAGUAUUUAGAUCUAAAGAUCUUGACUUCGGACUUCGGGUUUUCUCUGCUCGAUUGUGGGGGUUUUCAUUCUCUACGCAAUCAUACUGUUCGAUUUCUUCUUCUCAGUUAUUGGAUUUCUAUCAUCAGUAGUUAAUUUCUAUUGAGAAUUCUACGAUACUUUGACACCGAAGCGCAGAUCGUUGCAACAACAUGGAAGAAGAUAAUGGAGAAACCCUCAACACCAACACUAUCUCCCCUGCAGAUCUACAGCCGGCCUCCAUUUCAACCCCUGAUCAUCCACUCAACAAUGCUUUUGGCUCACUGAACGACAUCUGCUAUGAACUCUCCUCCCUUCAAGAUCUCGCUUGUCGUGGCUCAUGGAAAACAAUCCUCGACAAAGUUGCUCGAGCACGCACACAGUCUCUUCUUUCCAAACCUCACGAACACUUAAUCUAUUUGUCAUAUAACACCAUAGCUCUCACAAAACUCCGUCGUUUCUCUGAUGCAGUAACUGAACUCGAUUCCCUUGAAAAUGGCAUAGACAACGUGAUCUACACUUAUGAAAAUUACCCUCAUCAUUACCCUAAUCGUUAUGGCUCCAUGGCCCCCUUUUCCCUCCGGUGGUUGUACGCUGAACUCCCUUCAAGAGUAGGCAAUCGUCAAGAAACCCUAGAUCGAUUCUACAUCCUACUACAUUUUGUUAGAGAGAAAACCAAAACCACAAAAGAUUCAUCAGGUAAGUCAGAUGAUAUAUGGAAGAAACGUGAAGGGUUGGUGAUUAAUUCGAUCAUAAGUCAUCAUUUGAGUCAUAAAGAAUUUGUUGUAUGUUUGGAUUUGAUCAAAGAUCUGAUCAAACGUGAUUCAAAUUCAACUGCUAGAGCAGUAUUGAUAUCAAAACUAGGUUACAUCCAAAUGCAAUUAGGGGAUUUGGAAGGAGCAAAGGGUAGUUUUGGUAUUGUUGAGGGGAUUUCGACUGAAGAAACCGUUGAAAUGAAGAAUCUUGUGAACAGGAACAAGGCAUUGAUGUUUAUGGUUGGGAAAGAUUAUGUGUCUGCUGUAAGGGAAUACCAGGAGUGCAUUGAUAGAGAUGAUUCGGAUGUUGUUGCUAUUAAUAACAAGGCACUUUGUUUGAUGUAUUUGAGGGAUUUAUCAGAUUCUAUUAAAGUGUUAGAAAGUGCAUUGGAAAGAGUCCCAACUGCUGCUUUAAACGAGACUUUUGUGGUGAAUUUGUGUAGUAUGUAUGAGUUGGCUUAUGUUAAUCACACGGAUAUCAAGAAGACUCUUAGCAAUUGGAUUGCUCGUGUGGCGCCUGAUGAUUUUGAUAGUUCAUCUACUCGUGUAUGAGCUAUGAGGUGUAAUUUGAUAAUGAAUUGACAUGUAAUAGUUGAUACCUAACACAACGGAGACUUAGAGAUUUAAUAAAUUGAUGAACAGGUUGAGAUUGGCUUAUAUUGAAAAUAAUUUGGUUAAAAAAAAAAGAAAAAGAAAAUAGCCAUAGGGUCAAGAAAAACUUCAUACCCCCAAAACCAAGGUUUUUAUUUAUGCUCCCACUUGAUUCGUUGUUGUCUGUGUUAUAUUAUAUGUUUUCUUCUUAACUGAUUAUUAGAUUGUAGUUGUUUGAUAUCUUGUACAAACCAAUACUGAUGCUCGAACCGGUUUAUUGUUUUCUUGUUAUCAUCAAUGUAUAGUUUUUAUCAUUUAAGAAUCAAAAUGUUGAACUUUCGGCUGUGAACUUGCCUUUAUUGCUUUCAAAAUCGACGUCUUUUAGCGAGUUGUUUAAGGAGAAAGAAAUAGGGGACUUAUUAUCUAAGUCUAGUUUGGAUGAGCAAUGAAAUUAGGGUAAAUAUUUGAUGUUUACAUUUUACAUUUCUUGUUUAAUUACAUUGAUUCUCUUAUGAGUUAUAUUUCUUUAUAGUCGAUUUUUUUACAUGCGAUUUUUAUGUUAAAAAACUUUUACAGCGCAAAGAUAAUUUCUAUGUAUCGAACAAAUAAAUAUUUUUGUUAAUUUUAUAUUUAAAGUUCGAGGUGAACAAUUUGAAACGUCAAAUGACCUUUUAGAUUCAAUUUGCAAUUCAAAACUAGAAUAAUAUUCAAAUACAAUGAUUGAAAUAGUACAUGAAUGUCAAGGAGAUAGGUUGGAGACUUCAAAUAUCAAGAAAAUUUUUAAAAUAAGUGAUUGAUACAUUAUUUUUUUUGGUUUUUGUUUCAACAAUUAUAAAUUUUUUAAUUAACUUUGAAUAUAGUAACUUCCUUAUAUGACCUUGGAAGUUGGAACAAGGUUAUUUUUUUUUCUAGAUUGUAGUAUUGUGUGAGCUUUAUUUUAAAGCUCAAAAACCCUCUUAAUCUCUUAAGAAUUCACCGACUUUUACAGCUUCAAGCAGGGUUAUUGGGGGUUUUUUUUUUGUUUUUUUAUUUCAGUAUUUUAUAAAUUUUUUUACUCAACUUUGAAGAUACAUAACUUCCUCAUAUGACCUUCGAAUAAGGGUUUUUUUUAGAUUGUAGUACACUGUGUGAGCUUUAUUUUACUCAAAAAAACAUUUUAAUAUGUUAAAAGUUUACUCACUUAAACAACUCUAAAUAGGGGUUGUUGGGUUUUUUGAUUUUUGUUUCAGCAUUUUAUAAAUUUUUUACUCAAAUUUGAUCAUACAUUUCACUUGCAACCUGAAA
Lactuca sativa (garden lettuce) is the source of this 2899-nucleotide messenger RNA. The record is from RefSeq and is a predicted model, not a curated record. Lineage: Eukaryota; Viridiplantae; Streptophyta; Magnoliopsida; Asterales; Asteraceae.